Messenger RNA from Drosophila erecta, 1024 nucleotides. Its product is annotated as vegetative cell wall protein gp1. The coding region runs from base 93 to 1007 and encodes 304 amino acids. The record is from RefSeq and is a predicted model, not a curated record. NCBI's taxonomy places the organism in Eukaryota, Metazoa, Arthropoda, Insecta, Diptera, Drosophilidae. The transcript is spliced from 2 exons.
CUCCUUCCUCUUUCCGUUGGAAGCAGGGAGACCAGACCCAUCUAUAUAUAAGCCACUGCUCCGCCUAGAGACUCCACAAUACAAAGUCAGUCAUGGCCGGGUCAGUUCGUGCGGCGCUCCUGGGUCUCCUGCUGCAGAUCCUGUACAAAGGGCUAGCUGCUCAGCAGCUGCUCCUCGCGCGUCCCCAAAGGAGCCUGUUCGAGGCUCCGCUGGGUCAAGUGGAGCAAGUGGAGCACCUGCCCCCUUUGGGCUGGAAUAGUGUUGGCGCCGGACUCGGAGUGGGCGAGUGGGGCUACAGCCCCGUUGGUCUGGGCCACAUGAGCAAGGAUGAGCUGCUGACCCUGCUGGAGGCCUGGAAGGAGGUGGAGCAGGAGUCGGCCGCGACAACGACUGCGCCGCCAGCAGAUACCACCACACGUAGACCAGCUCCGCCUGCGCCACCACCACCACCACCAGCUCCGCCACGACCCAUUCCCAUGCCGGUCUCCAUUGCAAUGCCUGCUCCGCCUCUUCCAAGUUUUCCCCAGCCGCCCUCCGGAACUCCCAUUACUGUGCGGCUCCCAGCUUUUGUGCCUGUACGUCUGGCUGCCGUGUUUACUCCGCCUGCCGGUGGUCAAACUGGUAGUGCUGCUCCGUCUGCUAACGGAGUCAGAGAGGCUGGAGGAGAUGACUUGGCCACCGAUGACGUGCCAGAUGACGGCGUCAGUAGCCGACUCUUCCGCUUUAUACCCAUGGCAGGAGUUCGAACCAGGCCGCCAUCCAAUCCACAGGCCAGGCAGCAGUUUGUGGUGAGGAACACCCUGGACAGCGUGGAUGCGGGCACAGCCCCCGUCAGGCAACAGGUUAAACCGGAAGUCCAGCCCAAGGCGCAUCCUUCCAUUCCCAAGUUCCCUGGCCACCCUCCAGCUCCCUUCUUCCGGCCCAGAUUUGGUGUGCCACCGAGUCUGGCCAACGCCCGCUUCGAGCUGGUGCCCUCCUCACAAAUCAUCGGCGACUGGCGGGAGUGAUCCUGUGCAGCACCUGA